UUCUUUGAAUAAAACGUCGAAGUUAAGAAUAGCUUACUCUGCGGAUUGAUUUACUCACUGUAUUGGUAAAUAUCGUCACGUGACCGCUGUAACCAAUGGCUGUAGAUGUAGUGCAAAAAAUACUAUGAUUGUUCAGAGGGAAGGUAUCUAUAACAGUGUAACCUUUUAUAUGACUGCGAAGGGAUCCAAAAAUGUCCACGAGUGGUACACUUAGUAACUAUUAUGUUGACUCUAUAAUAGGGCACGAGACGGAGGAUGUCUAUGGGACCAGGUUCGCUCAAGCAGCGCAUAGCACGACCUCGAGGCCAUCAGGUGUAGGAGACAAUCCCGAUUUUUCGUCUUGCAGCUUUGCACCCAAAUCUGCCGUUUUCUCGACCUCCUGGUCCUCGGUUCACCCACAGCCCACUGCUGCAGUUUCAGGAAUCUAUCACCCUUACGUGCAUCAGUCGCACCUCGCCGCGGCGGACAGCAGAUACGUGCGCUCUUGGAUAGAUCCACUGUCCAGCUCCGUUUCGUUUUCCGGCUUCCACCCGAACAGCCGGCAUUACGGAAUAAAGCCAGAAACUUUGCCUUCCAAGAGAACUGAGUGCUCUUCGUAUGAUGUGCAGACGCCCAGCCUUUCAGAUUUCACAUGCGGCUCGUUUUCAGAAAACAAGGAGAAGGCAGCCAAAGAGCCCACCAGCACCGACAUUUCCAGCAACAGUGAGUCCAAAGACGAGAAACAGCAACAACUUGACCCAAGCAAUCCUGCGGCAAACUGGAUUCACGCUCGCUCAACGAGGAAGAAGCGUUGUCCUUACACGAAAUAUCAGACACUCGAAUUGGAAAAGGAGUUUCUUUUUAACAUGUACCUCACAAGGGACCGUCGUUACGAAGUUGCUAGAAUUUUAAAUCUAACUGAGAGACAGGUAAAAAUAUGGUUUCAAAACAGAAGAAUGAAAAUGAAAAAAAUGAAUAAAGAAAAGGGCAGUAAGGAUCAGCAAUAAGAAAAGAAAAAGAACUUUUAUUUGAAGAAGAAGAAAAAAAAAAAAAACCUCAAGAACUUGUUCAUCUCUGUCGAUACCAGUUAUUAUUAUAUAUAUAUUUUUUUUAACCAGGGGCUCCUGUGAUGAUUUUAAAUUUGAACUGGCUGCUCUUCCUUACUUAUGUUUUUCUUUUUUUCUGCACGUGUUUAGCAGCUAAAAUGCUAAUGCCGCAUUGGGGUCUGUUUUUGAUAGAAAAUGUAUGUGUUUGCUAUAUUAUUCAACAUGUGGUGCCGAUGUGUGUGUGUAUAUAUAUAUAUAUAUAUAUAUAUAUAUAUAUAUAUAUAUAUAUAUAUAUAUAUAUAUAUGCACAUCGCCAAAAGAUAAAUUCUCUUUAUUACAUUGGGAACUGUAUCAAUUGUUACAAAAAAAAAAAAUACAAAUUAUGGAUAAUAGUCUGCGGCACCAUGAAGUACCACAAUACCACUGGACUAUGCUUGUUUUUAAACAUACUUGUUGUUUACAAUAUAUUUUGCCCCGAAUCUGGACGUAAAUGGCAUGUAAAAUUUUAAAUAAAAUAAAAAGCCGGGUAUGUGAUGGUGCUACACAUGUUUACCUGCACACCCUUUCUUUCACUUGUGCCCGCUUUGUGUGUCACAUACACUUGUCUUUGAUUGGGUUUCUGUUGCUCUUUUUUUAUUAUUAUUCCCGUUUAUCACUGAGCAACGUCCAUGUAAAUUUCACGAUCUCGAGUCUUGUUUCUUACAUUUUGUCUUGUAAAGCUAAAACCUUACUGAUAAUUGUUUCGCCAUUUUCAGGUACGACCGAAAACAUGCAUACAAUUCAUUACAAUUAGAAAUGUGUGCUGAAAUUUACUAUUCGUUUAAUUAUUUUCAUGAAUUAAACCAGCAUCAUUUGGUCUUCAAUCUAUCGAUACUUCAUUUUUUUUUCUAUAUGUAACAGUAACAGAAAAUAUCUUAAUUGUCCACAUUUACAAAUAAAUAAAUUAUAUCUGUGGACUUGUCUAUACGUGUUCCAAUAAAAGCAUUUUAUGACCUUAAUUUUGUUGGAGGGAUGGGAAUGGGGGGCUGGAGGGAGGGAAGGAAGGAUUAGCCUAUCAUUUAGGAUGUUGUAAAUGUGGCGGAUUCGAAAGCUGCAAGAAAGAAUCUCAUGUCUUAUUGUACAUUCAUGAAAAAAAAAAAGUAUGGCAAUAUAUGUUGAGUGUAAAAAAAAGUAAUUCUUGCAUGGAAAACUGUUAUGCAUGCUUAGUAUUUCUUGAAAUAUACAAAUGAAAUUAAACGCAGAUAAUAUAUUGUGUUCAUUA
Molecule: messenger RNA, 2286 nt
Organism: Polypterus senegalus (gray bichir)
Lineage: Eukaryota; Metazoa; Chordata; Cladistia; Polypteriformes; Polypteridae
Gene: hoxd9a
Product: homeobox D9a
Exons: 2
Coding region: 192-986 (264 amino acids)
Biological process (GO): embryonic skeletal system morphogenesis; regulation of transcription by RNA polymerase II; proximal/distal pattern formation
Cellular component (GO): nucleus
Molecular function (GO): DNA-binding transcription factor activity, RNA polymerase II-specific; RNA polymerase II cis-regulatory region sequence-specific DNA binding
Source: RefSeq, a predicted model, not a curated record